Molecule: messenger RNA, 787 nt
Organism: Marchantia polymorpha subsp. ruderalis
Lineage: Eukaryota; Viridiplantae; Streptophyta; Marchantiopsida; Marchantiales; Marchantiaceae
Source: the annotation of a GenBank genome assembly
AUAUUACAUUUUCUACUGAGGCGCCGUAGUGUAGUGUUCGAGGUGGGUGCAGCGCAACGUACAGUAUCUAUCGUUCUUCGAUUCUAUCUGAAAAGAACGGAGUGAAGGCAGUACAGUAGGUCAAAACAUCUCUUCUACUUUUAUAGGACUUUCAUCAUAUUCACGUUCUGGGAGGGCUACUUUCAGUCAAGCAUGCACCUCGAGUUGCAAGUACCUUCAAUACAUGCUUUGAAGGUACAAGGUCUUGGGGAAUACGAGACUCUUUGCGAGAGAAUUGAAUGUAAUCCGUCGAAGAGUACAAGUUGGUCUACUUGUGCGGAAGGUGAGGGCCCACUCCAGAAAGGUACUGCCAAGUACGUACAAUCCUCGAUUGGGACACUGUGUACCUCAUCGUCUGACUCGGUAACGGACCUCCAAUGCUCCUUCAUACUCAAUUCUAUGAAUGAAGAAUCAAGCUUGCAGCCCAAACCUCACCGUAAACAGGUGGACAUCCGGAGCUAUUGUGAGACACGAAGGUUUGGAGUGUAAAUAAGUCCAGGGUAAGUUCGCGUGCAGUUAUUGCAGAGAAAACAUCUUUGGAGUACUUUAUCAUCUUCUAUACUUGAUCAUCUCACGAGGCCAUAUAUGUGUACAAAAUCCAUGGAGUAGCGGUGCGUGAGUCAGUUCUCAUCCUCUGGUGAAACAGCAGCUCCUCUUAGUAUUCUUUUCGGGAUAGACCACGUGCCCUUGAAAUUGUAAUCUGAAACCUUCCAUUACCGUGUGCAGUAUUUUCUAUCAGAACAAAAUC